Molecule: messenger RNA, 2508 nt
Organism: Dermatophagoides pteronyssinus (European house dust mite)
Lineage: Eukaryota; Metazoa; Arthropoda; Arachnida; Sarcoptiformes; Pyroglyphidae
Product: DEP domain-containing protein 1B-like
Biological process (GO): intracellular signal transduction
Source: RefSeq, a predicted model, not a curated record
UCGAAUCCAGAUUGUUGGGUGUGAUAGGAGGGUAUCCACACACACAAGCGAGCGCAACACGAUGGGCGGAGCAUUUUCGCUCAUUUAGCCUGUUGCGCCAGCUGUUCUGUUCUGUUUUUUUUUUCUUCGAAAGGUCGCAACAUCUGUCACCGUCGUGUUCUGGUCUAUUCAAUGGACCAUCUCUCUCCCCCUUCGUUCGAAUCAUUCUUGGUUGACAAUUUUAUUCCGAAAAAUCUUCGAUUUUUUUGCUUGUUUUGUUUUUUGUUUCAAUUUCUGUGAUAAAAUGACAACAACAACAUUAAGAUUUCAAGAUUCAAUCAAUUCAACAAUGUCAUCAUCAUCAUCGAAUGAUCAAUUUAAAGCAACUAAAAUGUGGAACGAUGUAUUACAAGCAUUUUAUUUAGGUAUCGAAUUAAAAAAACAUCGUCGACAAAUGAAAUUAUAUCAAGAUUGUUUUACAGCUACCGAUGCUAUUACAUGGUUAAAACAAUAUCUUAAUAAUCAACAACAACAACAACAACGUUUUAAUGAUAAUAAAAUUACAAGAUUACAGGCAUUGAAUUUAUUACGUAAAUAUUUGGAAGCCAGUAUUAUUGAACCUGUAAACAAUCGAAAUGAUGAAAUUAUUAUCAAAGAUAAUAAUGAUCUUUAUCGUUUUACAAAAAAUUUGGAAAAUUUUUCAUUUUUAACAUCGAAAAAUAAUGAUGAUACCGUUAUUUCGAAUGAUAAUGAUGGUGGUGGCAAAGAAAAUGUUGAUUCAAAAUUUGAAUUAGAUAUUCGUGAAAAGAUUAACAUUUAUAAACAAAUAAUGUGGUCAGAAUUGAAUCGAUUAUGGCCAUCAUCAUCAUCGAUUCAAUCGAUCGACGAUCAUUUAAAAUUAGCCAAUAUUGAUGGUCAAAUUAUAAUGAAUAAUGUUUGUCGUUUAAAUCAAAAUGGUAUUGUACAAUUAACCGAUAAAAAUGAUGAUCUACCACCAUGGAUAAUGUCGGCAAUGAAAUGUUUAGCUAAUUGGCCAAAAGCAACAGGCAGUGCAAAUUGUUUACCAAAAUAUCCUGGAUUUGAAACCGAUGUUUUUCAAUUGAUUCGUGAUUAUUUUAUCAAUAUGGAAGAACCAAUUAUACCAUCAUUAUAUUAUCAACUUUUCCUCAACGUUUAUCGAUUGUAUCGAUCUUGUUUGAAGACGAAUGUUGAUUAUCAAUUUUUCAUUGAUAAUAAUGAUUCAACAAAAUCCAAAUCCAAUACAAAACAUAUUGAUGAUGAUCUUGGUUUACCGGCUAUUUGUGUUUAUGAAACAGCAUUUUCAAGUAAAGAACCUGUUACAAAAAUUGUUCCUAUUGAUGAAUUAUCGGAUAUUUUUCCAAAUUUUUUACACUAUUUUCGACAACAAAAACAUCAAAAAUAUUCAUUCAAUCAUAACAACAUGAAUCAUUCGAAUGAAACAAAUACAUUUCGAGCAUUAUCAACUAUGCCGAGAAAAAAUCGUCGAAACAAGACAACAACGCCGACGUUAAACACAACAACCGAUAAUUAUCAUGAAAGUCCAACCGAAAAUAGUGAAUAUAUGUUUGACAAAACUUUUUCGACUAAUUCGGCUCAUCACCGAUUCUAUUCAUUACAACGACAAAAAAGUGAUAAAAUUCGUUCAUCCAAUGAUAAUCAUACGAAAAAUUCAACAGAUAAUUAUUAUGAAAUUUUACAAUUAAUAUUAUUAUUAUUACCAAAUGUAAAUCGAAGAUAUUUACAACUAUUAAUACGACUAUUUGCACGUAUAUUGUCGAAUAAGGAACUUUGUCUUUUAACAAAUGAUUCAUUAACAUUGAAAGAACAUAUUGUAACAAUAUUUACACGUUGUAUAAUACGAUCGAAAAAUGAACGUGAUUUUGAUGAAUCAUUUACAAAAGAAUUUGUUACAUUUUUAAUCGAUGAAUGUUGGAAAAUAUUUGAAAUUCCAUCGAAAUUUCUUAAUGAAAUUGAAAAAUCAAUGAUAAAUGUACAGAAUGAACAAAAAGAAAAAGAAUCAAAUGAAUAUUGUAAAAAAAUAUCAAAUGAAGAAUAUGAAUUACAACGUGAUCAAUUAUCAGAUUUAGCAUUAAAUGAUUUAUUACAAAAUAUUAUGAAUGAUAAUACAAUUAGUGAACGUGAUAAACUUAAAUGGAUUAAACAGUUCAAAAUGUAUCAUCCAGAUGUAUAUGAUGUUUAUUUAACCAAUCAUAAUGGAACGGUCAAUGAACAACAAAAUGAAUGUAAACAAAAAAUUGAAACUAAAAAAAGAAAUCGAAUACGAUCAUUAUCAUCAUCAUCAUCAACAACAACGCAAGCAAAUAAUAUUCAUUCAAUUGAUACAUUAAAACAUGAUAUAAAUAGUGUAUUUAAAAGAUUUUUUUCACUAAAAAUUGUAUGAAACAAAAACAAAACAAACAAACAGAAAAAGAUAUAUUAUGGACAAACACACACAAACAUAAUUAGAAUCUAUUCAUGCAAAUAUACAUGCUGUUGUUAAGCAAACAA